Setaria italica (foxtail millet) is the source of this 3249-nucleotide messenger RNA. RefSeq names its product receptor-like protein kinase HERK 1. The transcript has 2 exons. Gene Ontology annotation, cellular component: plasmodesma; plasma membrane. The record is from RefSeq and is a predicted model, not a curated record. Gene Ontology annotation, biological process: protein autophosphorylation. Gene Ontology annotation, molecular function: ATP binding; transmembrane receptor protein tyrosine kinase activity. Bases 514 to 3102 code for a protein of 862 amino acids. NCBI's taxonomy places the organism in Eukaryota, Viridiplantae, Streptophyta, Magnoliopsida, Poales, Poaceae.
AACCAGGACGGCACUGCAGCUCCAAAAGAAAAACCCCAAUAAGAACAGCGCCAGUCAAGUGAUAGUCACAUACCGUAGCAGGAAGUUUUGUGUAUAUCCAUUCAGUCAGUCAUGGUGGACUCACUGCUGAAUGGCUGAAUCCUCUGGCUUUAGCACAGUAACUGUUCCUUCUUAUUCAGAAUACGUCGCAAUCGUCGUAGCUUUUCUUCGACUUGCCUGUGUGCAAGCUUUUGAAAAGCGUAGGAUGUCGUCGUCGUUGAGAGCUCUCUGUUUGGAUCUUUGUAAUUUGGCUUGAAUCUCGAAGCUUGGUGUUCUCUCUGCUGCGUACCUGUUCUCCAACAGCGGUUUGGUUGUGUGAGUUCUUGUCCGUGAGAUUGAGAUUCUCCAGAGCUGACGACGUUUUGGAUGCUCGUAUGCGUUUGAUGCCUGAGAAGAUUGAGAUUCUCCAUUGGAUCAGAAGAUUUCUCAAGGUACUCCUCAACCCCAAGCUUGCCAUCGGAAACUAAAUCCGCCAUGGAUAAGCUCCUGUUAGCUCUGAACCUCGUGAGGAUCAUUUCAGUCCUCUGCUGCUUCAGCGCUGCUGCAUACACUCCUGAAGACAACUACCUCAUCAGCUGCGGCUCCUCGGCCGGCACUAUGGUCGGCCAGAGGUUCUUCGUCGCCGACGACGACUCCGGCUCGGUCACCCUGACCUCUCCUCACAGCACCGCGGUGAGAGCGUCGCCCGGCUCGGUGCCCGUCUCCGACGCUGCCGCGCUGUACCAGACCGCCAGGGUGUUCGCGGCGCCGUCGUCCUACUCGUUCAAGAUCGGCCGCCCCGGUCGGCACUUCCUCCGCCUCCACUUCUUCCCCUUCGUGUCCCAGAGCCACAACCUCGCCGCCACGAGCUUCAAGGUGUCGACGCAGGACGCCGUCCUGAUCGACAGCUUCACGCCGGCGAAGAACGAUAUGUCCGAGCCGGUGCGCGACGAGUUCUUGCUGGAUGUCGCCCGUGACACGCUCGUUGUCACGUUCGUGCCGCUGGCCGGUGACCUCGCGUUCGUCAACGCCGUCGAGGUCGUCUCGGUUCCCGACGAUCUCAUGGCUGGCCCGGCAAGGACGUCACUGGGCCAGCAGCUCAUCCCUGCCUUUCUGCCGCUGCAAAUGGCGUACAGAGUCAACGUCGGCGGCCCAGCGGUCGCCGCCCACAACGACACGCUCUGGCGAGAGUGGACCAAUGAUAUGAGCUACUUGGCCUCCUCCUCAGCCGACAUCGUCACCCGAGAGUUGGCCUACAACGGAAGCCUGGAUCACCUGGCCGGCGAGGCGACGCGCGACGACGCGCCGGACGUCGUGUACGCCUCGGCCAGGCAGCUGGUCAUGUCGACCAUGGUGGGCCAGAUGACGUGGCAGUUCGACGUCGACAAGCGGCCGGCGAGCUACCUGAUCAGAUUCCACUGGUGCGAUAUCGUGAGCAGGGCGCCUCACCUGCUCAGCAUCGACGUGUACGUGGGCAGUCACACGGUGGUGACCCGUCUCGAUCUGUCCACGAUAGGGGGGAAUGGCACUUUGGCCGUGCCGUACUUCAUGGAUUUCAUCUUGGAUUCCAGCGAUCCAUCAGGCAAGAUCAGUAUCUACGUUGGCUCGUCGUGGUCGAUGAAGGGGAACAGAAGUGCAUUUCCAGGUCCCAUCCUGAACGGGAUAGAGAUCAUGAAGAUGCACUUCAGCUCAGGUUCCGUCGUCGUAGUCGAACCGACGGCGGGAUCAAAGAAGCAGAAUUUGGCCAUUGUUUUGGGUUCCAUCUGUGGAGCCUUCGCCGUCGUCUCCAUUGCUUUUGCGCUCGUCAUUUUCCUCAGGAAGAAAGAGGACAAGCUGCUGCCUUCACCGUCGCAGAGCCCGUCGUCGACGCCAUGGAUGCCUCUCCUCAGCCGAUUCAGCUUGCGCAGCAGAGGACCGGGUGCCAGCGAAGCAGGAUCGUCAAGCUUCGCCGUCGACAAAGACACGCCAGGAGCGAUCCCCAUCGCCGGCUCUUCUUCCCCGAGCUACCGCUUCCCGCUCGCCAUGAUCCAGGAAGCGACGGACAACUUCGACGAGCGCCUCGUCAUCGGCGCCGGCGGGUUCGGGAAGGUGUACCGCGCCGUUCUCCCCGACGGCACCAAGGUGGCCGCGAAGCGCGCGAGCCCGGAGUCGCGGCAGGGCGCGCGGGAGUUCCGCGCGGAGGUCGAGCUGCUCUCCGGCCUGCGCCACCGCCACCUCGUCUCCCUCGUCGGCUACUGCGACGACGGCGGCGAGAUGGUCCUGCUGUACGAGCACAUGGAGCACGGCUCGCUCCGGAGCCGCCUGUACGGCGGCGGCGCUGCCACGGCGCUUAGCUGGGCGCAGCGGCUGGAGGCGUGCGCGGGCGCGGCGAGGGGGCUCCUGUACCUCCACACGGCCCUCGCCAAGCCGGUCAUCCACCGCGACGUCAAGUCGUCCAACAUCCUCCUUGACGGAGGGCUCGCCGGCAGGGUCGCCGACUUCGGCCUGUCCAGGGCUGGGCCGGAGCCGGAGCUGGACGAGACGCACGUCAGCACGGCGGUGAAGGGCAGCUUCGGGUACGUGGACCCGGAGUACGCCCGCACGAGAAAGCUGACGGCCAAGUCCGACGUGUACUCGCUCGGCGUCGUGCUGCUGGAGGCGCUGUGCGGGCGGCCGGCUGUGGACCCCAGGCUCCCAAAGCCGAUGGUGAACCUGGUGGAGUGGGCCCUGCACUGGCAGGGCAGGGGCGAGCUGGACAAGGUCGUCGACCGCCGCAUCGCCGCCGCGGUGAGGCCACAGGCCCUGGCGAAGUACGGCGAGACGGCGGCCAGGUGCCUGGCGGAGCGCGGCGCGGACAGGCCGGCGAUGGAGGACGUCGUGUGGAGCCUGCAGUUCGUGAUGCGGCUGCAGGACGACAGUGGCCUCGACUUCUCCGACGUGAACAGCCUCAACUUUGUGCGUGAGCUCACUCCGCCUUCGGAUCCUCGUCGGCACGAGGAUGAAGCCGGAGGUGAGGAAGAGGGCGCGACUGCGACCGACGGUGAGUACACCGACGUGUCCAUGCGAGGGGUCUUCUGGCAGAUGGUCAAUGUGGGCGGGAGGUGAAGGUGAUAACGUUCAGCAUUUUCAGUCUGUUAUACAUGAAUAGUGGAAAGCAUUUUUGGAUUUCUGCAUUCCAGAAUAAGAACUUGAAUCAGCUUCAAUUUUGAUCAUAUAGUGCUUGAAUGGUACGAGUUUAUCUUAAUGUCUAAA